AUGAUUGCGAGAAAGGACCCAAAGCUGGCUGGCAAGCUCUGGAUCCGAGUUCGGGGGGAGAUCGAGCCCAUUACCAUCUGUGCACCAGCUGGGAAAUAUCUGCUCAAUGCCGUCAGGACUGAGAGGUACUUGGAUGGGGAUACUCUCGUUCUCUGUAUGUGCUCCGAUGAUUCUGCUAUUCGUGGAGAAGAUCGCUUUGGGGUACAAGCUGCGCUGCGGAAGUUUAUACUAGGUAUUGAAGUUGUCGAUAUCGCGUACCAUAGUUGGGCCGGUGAUGAAUUUUCCAAGGGAGGCUGGAUGAUGAGCCACCCUGGUUGCUUUAUUCCCGGUGCCGUGGUACUUCGACAACCGCAUGGUAACAUUCAUUUCGCAGGAAGUGACAUUUCUGCAAGCGAAGCAGGCUCUAUUGAGGGCGCUCUGUCAAGCGGCGCACAGGCCGCUUGUGAUGUCUCUAUUAAAUUGGCCAAAAGACGGCCGGAGCUCUAA
Molecule: messenger RNA, 486 nt
Organism: Penicillium griseofulvum
Lineage: Eukaryota; Fungi; Ascomycota; Eurotiomycetes; Eurotiales; Aspergillaceae
Product: Amine oxidase
Exons: 1
Coding region: 1-486 (161 amino acids)
Molecular function (GO): oxidoreductase activity
Source: RefSeq, a predicted model, not a curated record